GAAAAAAAAAUCCAGGAAAUAUGAGGAGUUCAGUUGGUUUGCUAGUACAAAUAUUGGUUGGCUUUGUAUUAGUUGCUUCUUCUACAGCCAACUUUUACCAGGACUUUGAUGUUACUUGGGGAGAUGGUAGAGGUAAGAUACUGAACAACGGCCAGCUUCUUACUCUCUCCCUGGACAAAUUCUCUGGCUCAGGUUUCCAAUCCAAGAAUGAGUAUAUCUUUGGGAAGAUUGAUAUGCAGCUUAAGCUCGUUCCAGGCAACUCUGCUGGCACUGUUACUACAUACUAUCUACGUUCACAAGGGUCGACUUGGGAUGAAAUCGACUUCGAAUUCUUGGGGAACCUCAGCGGCGAGCCUUACAUAGUUCACACAAAUGUAUUUAGCCAGGGAAAAGGUAACAGAGAGCAACAGUUUUACCUUUGGUUCGACCCCACGAAUGAUUUCCAUACCUACUCUGUUCUUUGGAACCCUCAACGUAUUAUCUUCUCUGUUGAUGGCACUCCAAUUAGAGAGUUCAAGAACUUGGAAUCAAUUGGCAUUCCAUUCCCAAAGAACCAGCCCAUGAGAAUAUACUCUAGUCUCUGGAACGCCGAUGACUGGGCUACUCGAGGUGGCCUAGUCAAGACAGACUGGAGCAAAGCUCCCUUUACUGCUUCUUACAGGAAUUUCAAGGCUGAUGCUUGUGUCUGGUCUUCAGGCAAAUCUUCUUGUUCUUCAAGCUCACAGUCUAGACCCGCUUGGCUGUCGCAAGAACUUGAUACAACAAGCCAACAAAGGCUCCAAUGGGUUCAGAAAAAUUACAUGAUUUACAACUACUGUACGGACACCAAACGAUUUCCUCAGGGCCUCCCUAAAGAAUGCACUGCUCAUUAAUAAUGUCCGACGACAGAUAUUGUUCAGAGCCUUAUAUGUAAUUAUAAAUUCACCAAUGUUAUCAUUUUCCCCUUCCUGUUAUUGUUAUGGUAUUUUUGUUUCAUUCUAUAUUUUUCAACUUUUAAUAUAAUUAAGCUCAAUAAUAAUGUUAUAUUCCGAGUAUUACGUGGUGUUCUCUGUUUUUUUCCAACAAAAUCUCCUUAUCCUGCAGUAGAAUUUCGUGGGGGAAAGUACAAAAAAUUAUGCAUGUGGUAAAUGGAAAGUGGCUGGAUGUUGACGACAAGUAGACAAUCUCAUCCAUGACCUCGUACUUGCGCACAUGUUUUUGUCUUUAAUUGAAGCCAAAAAGUGCUUUAAAAUAAUUGAAACAAAAUAUCUGACGACGUCCAAAAUACGGAAAUAUACAAUUUUUUUU
Messenger RNA from Durio zibethinus, 1287 nucleotides. RefSeq names its product xyloglucan endotransglucosylase/hydrolase protein 22-like. Lineage: Eukaryota; Viridiplantae; Streptophyta; Magnoliopsida; Malvales; Malvaceae. Gene Ontology annotation, cellular component: cell wall; apoplast. The record is from RefSeq and is a predicted model, not a curated record. Gene Ontology annotation, biological process: xyloglucan metabolic process; cell wall biogenesis. Gene Ontology annotation, molecular function: xyloglucan:xyloglucosyl transferase activity; hydrolase activity, hydrolyzing O-glycosyl compounds.